Messenger RNA from Micromonas commoda, 843 nucleotides. RefSeq lists its product with no specific name. NCBI's taxonomy places the organism in Eukaryota, Viridiplantae, Chlorophyta, Mamiellophyceae, Mamiellales, Mamiellaceae. The transcript has a single exon. The record is from RefSeq and is a predicted model, not a curated record. The coding region runs from base 1 to 843 and encodes 280 amino acids.
AUGACGACGACGAAGACGACGAUCUGGCGGCCGAACGUGAGAGUGACCCUCGACGAGUAUGGCGAAGUCGAGGACACGGAGAGGGGGGAAGAGGAGUUGACGAAGCAGAGGACGAAGCGGAAGAGAGCCCCUUGGACGAAGGGGCCAUGCGAGCACGGGGUGAAGUAUCGGUCGAAAUGCAAGGUGUGCAGCGCUUGUCCGCACGGGAAGUGGCACUAUCAAUGCAAGGAGUGCGGUGGGUCUCAAAUCUGCGAGCACGGUCGUAUACGCUCUCAGUGCAAGGAGUGCGGUGGGUCUCAAAUCUGCGAGCACGGUCGUAUACGCUCUCAGUGCAAGGAGUGUGGUGGGUCUCAAAUCUGCGAGCACGGUCGUCAGCGCAAACUGUGCAAGGAGUGCGGUGGGUCUCAAAUCUGCGAGCACGGUCGUCAGCGCAAACUGUGCAAGGAGUGCGGUGGGUCUCAAAUCUACGAGCACGGUCGUCAGCGGCCUUACUGCAAGGAGUGCGGUGGGUCUGGAAUCUGCGAGCACGGUCGUCAGCGCCAUAGGUGCAAGGAGUGCGGUGGGUCUCAAAUCUGCGAGCACGGUCGUCAGCGCCAUAGCUGCAAGGAGUGCGGUGGGGGUGGAAUCUGCGAGCACGGUCGUAUACGCUCUCAGUGCAAGGAGUGUGGUGGGUCUCAAAUCUGCGAGCACGGUCGUCAGCGCAAACUGUGCAAGGAGUGCGGUGGGUCUCAAAUCUGCGAGCACGGUCGUCAGCGGCCUUUCUGCAAGGAGUGCGGUGGGUCUCAAAUCUGCGAGCACGGUCGUCGGCGCCACAGAUGUAAGGACUGUCGUCGCGGCGCGUGA